Messenger RNA from Paralichthys olivaceus (Japanese flounder), 2883 nucleotides. Lineage: Eukaryota; Metazoa; Chordata; Actinopteri; Pleuronectiformes; Paralichthyidae. The record is from RefSeq and is a predicted model, not a curated record.
AUGCAGCGCUCUAAUUCGAGCGGAGGGCCCCGAGAUUACAUGUUUUCUCACCGUUUUAUCUUGUUUCUGUGUCAACAGGAGACUGAGAAGUUGGAGGAGGAGAAAUCCGACCUGCAGAAAGAGAUCGAGAACCUACAGAAGGAGAAGGACAAGCUGGAGUUCAUGCUGGUCGCCCACAAUCCAGUGUGUAAGCUGCCCGUUGAGGAUCGCCAACAGUCGUCGGGGCAUCAGCACCAGCAGCAGCACCAGCAUCAGCAGCAGCAGUGCGCCCCUCUCCCCCUGACCAUGCGCCCCAACAUGGUGCCCCGCAGUCAGAUCAACCAGGUGGUGGUGAAACAGGAGCCUGAUGAAGAUGUGGGAGACCUGGGCAAGCUUCAGCGCUCCGUCAUCAAGCCUAUCUGCCUGGGUGGCGGCGGUGUCGUCAGCGGCGGGAUGUACUGCACAGAUGGAGACAGCCUGAACACGCCGGUGGUGGCGGCCUCCACCCCUGCUGCCACGCCCAACGCCCCGAGUCUCAUAUUCACCUACCCGAGCAUGCUGGAGCCCGAUAGCCCGUCGUCCUCCUCCGAGUCCUGCUCCAAGGCCCACCGGCGCAGCAGCAGCAGCGGCGACCAGUCCUCAGACUCCCUCAACUCGCCCACCCUGCUGGCGCUCUGAGCGAGGCCAUCAGCUUGGCACAGCUGAGAAACAAACACUGUGGCUGAGGGCGAGCAUGAGCACCGACUGCACGCCCCCUCCCCUCUCUCCAGUGUCUUUUAAUGAAGACCCAAGAGCACAUUGAAAAGUCCAGACCAAGCUGACCAUGUGAGCCGUUUCCCCUCCGCAGGGAGACCCACAAGGGCUACGCCACGUGUUUCCUCUUGUUCUGCUUCAGUGUAAAAAAAUUUAAUUCUAUUUGUAAAAGUGCGUGCACCAAACCUAAAGAGAGUCAUCCCUUUGCCAUUUCAACUCGAGUGUCAACUUGUUUACUGGGCAGACAAUCCUGAAGAGAGACUCGCCUCCAUGUGGCAACCGUGAGUUGACGUGACUAAAACUAGAGAGUGUGUUCUUACCUGAUAUAUAUAUUUUUGGAACCUGUUGAAAAAGCCAUGUGGACACUUGCACUCUGCCAAGACGAAUCAAUAAAUCACUUCUACGAGGUCAGCGUCUUACUGGCACUUCUUAGGAGAAAAAGAGACAAGGAGCAAAGACUUCCUCGUCUUUUUUUGUUCUCGUCUCUGGACCUCGCUUCUGGAAUCGCUACCGAGAGUGUUCGCACAUUUCCGGCGUGAUCUCCAUCUCUUUAAUUGUAUUUAUGGACUGUGCCGAUUCCGUUUUGCAAAGUGAUUUGUUGAGACACUGCCCCUCUCCUUAAUCCGCCUGUAGAAAAAGCAAAGUCGUCAUCUGCAGGGUGACUCGAGCACUCCUCCGUGUUGCAAACGAUAUGAGCCAACUCUCAAUCAAUGACUAGUUCCUCAAUACUCUAUACCUUCUAUUUUUGCCAUAGUGGCUUGACUUUAUAGUAGUAUUGUUGUGCUUUUCCUCAGUGGUUCUGUACCUGAACUUUACAACCUGUUUAUGACAAAGUGUAUGUGAUUUACAUUGAUGUCAGGGAUCAUUUCUCUGGUGUAGUAGAACCCCGUCGCGAGGAGCGUGGCAGGACUGGCGGCUGCUGAAUGGUCGAGCCGGAGUGUUGCAGAGUUGGUACUUUAUGUGCAGGGGGCGACAAACUUCAUCGCUUCAUUGUGACACAACAGAACCGAACAGAACCCUCCUCCUCAAGAGUCUGUUGUUUGUCUCCUAUAUUCUCUAAAUAAGUUCUUUUUUUUUCUCAACACUGCCGCUGCAGCAGGUCAGGUUUCAAAAAGCCAAAAAAGGUUUGUGAUUCAUCCGUGUUUGUCUCAAAGGAGGAAUUUUUGCUAAAAUUUAAAAAGAAAAAGAAAAAGCCACUGUGGUCUAGACUGUCGCCAGCUGCCAAUGAUGUCAACCCUGUUUAUACUGUGUUUGUAAAUCUGUCACUUUUAGUAAAGAAACGAUGUUUGAAUUCAAAUCAGAUGUGCGCAUUUAUGGGUGUGUAUGAAUAUAGGCCGACACAGAGGUACUCGGUGAGUUGGCUUCGAACGAGGGCCGGACACGGUUCACUUUUUUGAGGAAGAAAUCAGAAGAACUCUCUCCCCAGCUGGCCUGACAUGAAAGAGGAGACAUCUUGACAAGACGUAAUAUUUCCGAAGUUCUACGAAGCACUUCUUUUUCAUUUUUUUUUUACAUGUGUGUAUCUUAAAGGGAUGAGGGAUUUUAAAUAGCGUGCACUGAGAAGGACACAACAGCGAUAUUUGGGAUUUUUUAAAUGUUUACUUCAAACAUUCCUAAUGAAUAUAAAUUGUCAGGGGUGAAAGUGGGGGGUGUCAUCUUUGUUCGAACCCUUUCUGUUAUCAGAGGAGGAGGAGGUGUGGUUUGUUGCGCUGGAUGCAGAAAAACAGACUUUUGAAAUUCAAUAUUCGAGCUGCUGCUACUUGUUUGGAAAAAAACAUGUCGGCUAUUUAUAUUUCACUGAUGUUGGGUUUAUCAUCACCGGCUGUGAUAUCGUGUGAUGCAGCAGGACGUCUGGGAUCCUGUGGAGGUGAAACGAAAACCAAAAACACUUAACUGUGGGCGAGUCUGAUGCGUCUCUAUGUUGAAACAUUCUGAAGCCCCUCGACACACAUAGGAAAGCCAUUGACUGUAGAUCUUCUACUGUACAUGUCAUCUACUGUCUGUCGUCUGUUUUCAGCUUCUAUUUCUUCUUUUCCAAAUGCUUUAACUGUUGAAAAUGAUUCAAAAUUAAUAAAAAAACAGCAAUAUGUAUAGCAGUGUUUGUUAAUUUAAAUGAAUAAUAAUAAUAAUAAAAUGAUUUUCAACUUGGAA